AACUGCAAAACAAUAAAUUGUUCCUUAAACCCUAAAUAAACCCCUUUCAUCCCUUACCUCUCUACUCUCUCUCUCGCCGGAAACCGCCGCUCCUCAAUUUCCCUUCCUCGCCGGCUGUUGCCCUCAUUCUUCGUCCACAAGUAACUAACUGAUAAUAAAGGAGUUAGUGUGGAUAUGGGCACACCGGGCAAUUUCGACGAGCUACAGGAACUGUUUAGACACCACAUACAGUCCUUUGAUCAUUUUGUUGAAGCAGGAUUGGAUACAUUACUACUUUGCAUUAAGCCUAUCACAGUCUAUGAUCCUUCCACUAAGACCAGCCUCAGGAUAUGGCUGGGGAAAUCUCAUUUAUUUGCACCGGUAAAGGAACAAAUGUUGAAAACGAUGAAGGAGCCUCUUCUCCCUUUUGAAUGUCGGCAGGCUAAAAUCUCUUAUACAGGAAAGUUCAUGGCUGAAGUUUGCUUUGAGUAUAAUAAUAAAGGAGUUGCUAUAAGAGACAAUUUCAAUUUCGGGCAGAUGCCUAUAAUGCUAAAGUCAAAGCUUUGCCACUUGAGACAUGCUGAUCCUCAGAAGUUAGUUUCUUACAAAGAAGAGUCAUCGGAGAUGGGUGGUUACUUCAUCAUGAAUGGGCUUGAAAGAGUCGUUCGACUCAUAAUAAUGCCAAAAAGGAACUAUCCAAUGAGUACUGUUCGUAGUUCAUUUCGUGAUCGGCGAGAAGGAUAUACUGAUAAAGCAGUUAUUAUAAGAUGUGUAAGGGAAGAUGAAUCUUCAGUGACAAUCAAAUUGUACUACCUUCGAAAUGGAAGUGCAAGACUUGGAUUCUGGGUACAGGGAAGAGAGUACUUGCUUCCCGUUGGCAUUGUUUUAAAGGCCCUUAUUGACACAACUGAUCACGAAAUUUAUGCGAGCUUAACCUGCUGCUAUAAUGAGAAGUAUGAUAAGGGAAAAGGUGUUGUUGGGACUCAGCUAUUGGGGGAAAGAGCACAAAUUAUUCUAGAUGAAGUUCGAGAUUUGGACCUUUUUAAUCGUAUUCAAUGUCUAGAGCACAUUGGAGAGCAUUUCAAACCUAUUAUGCAUGGACUUGAAAACGCAAGCUAUUCUGAUAUUGCAAAUGCUGUUCUGAAGGACUACAUAUUUGUUCACCUUGAUAAUAAUCACGACAAGUUCAAUUUGUUGAUUUUUAUGGCGCAGAAGCUUUUUUCAUUCAUCGAUCAGACUUCAGUAACAGACAACCCCGAUUCCCUGCAAAAUCACGAAGUCUUACUCCCUGGUCACUUGAUUACCCUUUAUUUGAAGGAAAAAUUAGAAGAUUGGUUGUCCAAGGUAAAGAAGCUUCUUCAAGAUGAGAUCGACAAAAAGGGCAAACCUUUUGAUUUGGGCGACUUGGCUCAAGUAAAGAAGGUUAUGGAUAAAGCUCCGGCAAAACAAGUCAGUUUAGCUAUUGAAAACCUUUUAAAAACCGGAAGAAUUAUGACUCAGACUGGUUUAGAUUUGCAGCAGAGGGCAGGCUAUACAGUUCAGGCAGAGAGGCUUAAUUAUCUACGUUUCGUUUCUCAUUUUCGUGCGGUUCAUCGAGGGGCUUCUUUUGCGGGACUUCGUACAACCAGCGUGCGGAAGCUGUUACCUGAAUCUUGGGGUUUCCUGUGCCCUGUUCAUACACCUGAUGGCGAACCUUGUGGCUUGCUAAAUCAUUUGACUUGCAAUUGCCGAAUCACAUCUUUCUACGAUUCACAUGGAGAACUUAGAGACUUUUACAAGAUUAGAAUGUCUAUCCUCAAUGUUUUGGUUCAGGUUGGAAUGUUACCUGCAUUGCCGAAGUUGGUUCAAGCUGGUCCUCCCGAAGUUCUUUCUGUUCUAUUGGACGGUCGAAUAGUUGGUUCUAUAUCUUCUAGUGUAAUUGAGAAAGUAGUGGCUCAUUUACGGAAACUGAAAGUCUCACCUGUUUCCGGGAUUCCCGAUGAUCUCGAAGUGGGAUAUGUACCUUUAAGCAUCGACGGUACUUAUCCUGGUUUAUAUCUGUCUACAUGUCCGUCAAGAUUUGUUCGGCCAGUCAAAAAUAUUUCAAUCCCUUCUACCGAAGACCAAAAUAUUGAGCUUGUCGGUCCAUUUGAGCAGGUUUUCAUGGAAAUAAAAUGCCCUGAUGGCGGGGAUGGUGGAAGAAAAGAAGCGUUUCCUGCCACUCACGAAGAAAUACAUCCAACCGGGAUGUUAAGUAUGGUAGCUAAUCUUACACCUUGGUCAGAUCAUAAUCAGAGUCCACGUAACAUGUACCAGUGUCAGAUGGGAAAGCAAACAAUGGGUUUCGCUAUACAAGCGCUUCACUGUCGUGCUGAUCAAAAACUAUAUCAUCUUCAGACGCCGCAAUCUCCCAUUGUUCGGACGAGUACAUAUACGAAGUACAACUUGGAUGAGUAUCCAAUAGGCACAAAUGCAAUAGUUGCUGUACUUGCAUAUACCGGAUACGAUAUGGAAGAUGCUAUGAUUCUUAAUAAGUCAUCUGUCGAUCGUGGAAUGUUUCGUGGACAAAUAUAUCAGACAGAGACAAUUGAUUUAUCUGAUCAAGGAAGCAGGUCUGAAAGGAAUCAAACAAUGUUUAGAAGAAGUAAUGUUGAUAAAUCAAUGCAUUCUUUGAUUGAUUCAGAUGGCCUCCCUUAUGUUGGUCAGAUGAUAAAUCCGAACGAACCCUUUUGUUCCAUUUACAAUGAGGUGACAGGUCAUACAAGAACCAGCAAGCGAAAAGGUGCAGAACCUGCGUUUGUUGACUAUGUUUCUGUUGAUAUGAAGACCAAGAAAAAUGUUCAUAAGGCCAGUAUACGUUUUCGACAACCAAGGAAUCCCAUUAUCGGUGAUAAAUUUAGCAGCCGACAUGGGCAGAAAGGUGUCUGCUCGCAGUUGUGGCCUGAUAUCGAUAUGCCAUUUUCUGAAAUUACAGGAAUGCGUCCGGAUCUUAUUAUAAAUCCUCAUGCAUUUCCUUCUCGAAUGACAAUAGGCAUGCUUAUGGAAUCAAUCGCUGCGAAGGGAGGUAGCUUGGAAGGGAAAUUUGUCAACGCGACUCCAUUUUCGAGUUCAGUUAAAAAGGCUGAUGAUGGAACUGAAUCGAAAUCUGUCAAGACACUUGUUGAUGAACUUGGUGAAAAGUUAAAAGAGAAGGGAUUCAAUUUCCAUGGUACUGAGGUAUUAUACAGUGGGGUUUAUGGUGAAGAACUCGAAUGUAACAUCUUUAUCGGUCCUGUCUAUUAUCAACGAUUACGACACAUGGUCUCCGAUAAAUUUCAGGUUCGAUCCACGGGAACUAUAGACCAAGUGACCCGACAACCCAUCAAAGGUCGAAAACGUGGAGGUGGUAUUCGUUUCGGGGAGAUGGAAAGAGACUCCAUGCUCGCCCACGGAGCUUCAUAUUUAUUACACGAUAGGCUUCAUACAUGUUCCGAUCAUCAUAUUGCUAACGUGUGUUCUCUAUGCGGAAGUCUCCUCACAACAUCCUUUAUUCAGAACCAAAAGCGAGUUGUUCCUCAGGUGGGCGGGUUACCUCCUAGACAAUCGUCGAGAAAGAUCAUAUGCCAUUCGUGUCAAUCGAGUAAAGGGAUGGAGACAGUCGCAAUGCCCUUUGUUUUUCGGUAUUUGGCUGCAGAGUUAGCCGCUAUGAACAUAAAAAUGAGCCUCCAGCUAAGUAAUAGCGCCACAGCCUGAUUUUCGAGCAACUAAUUCGGAAAGAAUGAGUAAGAAAUAUUCUCAAUUUUGUUGUACAUAUCUUUUUAUUGGUUCCUUCAAAUGUCUUAUAUAGCCAAAUUUUACUCUAGAUGAUGAUGAUCCUUAAUUUUGAAUUGAAAUAUGGAAUGAACCCUAUUUGAUUUAUUAGAGAUUGGAGAGAUUAGGAUUCUUCCUUUAGUCUUAAAUUUUCAAUUUGAUCUUUGAGUUUUUGAAGUUGUAUCUCAUUUUUAUGGAUGUUAUGGAAAUUAAAUAUCCUAAUAUAUAGAUUCAUAUUAUAUUCU
Molecule: messenger RNA, 3992 nt
Organism: Cannabis sativa
Lineage: Eukaryota; Viridiplantae; Streptophyta; Magnoliopsida; Rosales; Cannabaceae
Product: DNA-directed RNA polymerase I subunit 2
Exons: 28
Coding region: 175-3690 (1171 amino acids)
Biological process (GO): DNA-templated transcription
Cellular component (GO): RNA polymerase I complex; nucleus
Molecular function (GO): DNA-directed RNA polymerase activity; ribonucleoside binding; DNA binding
Source: RefSeq, a predicted model, not a curated record